Messenger RNA from Synchiropus splendidus (mandarinfish), 1295 nucleotides. It is a transcript of the gene pigr, whose product is annotated as polymeric immunoglobulin receptor. NCBI's taxonomy places the organism in Eukaryota, Metazoa, Chordata, Actinopteri, Syngnathiformes, Callionymidae. The record is from RefSeq and is a predicted model, not a curated record. The coding region runs from base 113 to 1132 and encodes 339 amino acids. The transcript has 8 exons.
CUACAUCUGGAUCCAACUAAUGGUCACGUGACCAAGUGGGAGUCAGAGCAGCGGUCACGCUCUGGUAUCCACAAAAGGAAGCAACUUUCUAACACGGACUCGGACAUUAAAGAUGGUGAGGACAUUCCUGCUGCUGCUGUUUGGACUCUCAACGUGGAUCCCAGGCCUCCUGUGCGAGGUGAUCACCGACGGGGAUCGUGAAGUGCUGGAGGGGAAAUCUCUCACCAUCUCGUGCCACUACGGACCUCAGUAUGCCAGCUAUGUGAAAUACUGGUGCCAAGGCAAGACGCGGGAUUUCUGCAGCACCCUGGCUCGCACCGACGACCCGGUGGUGGCCAAUUCCAGCCAGAGGAAAGUGAGUAUCAGGGACGAUCCGGUGCAGCAGUUGUUCGUCAUCACCAUGAGGGACCUGAAGGAGUCUGACUCGGGGUGGUACAUGUGUGGAGUGGAGAUUGGGAGCGUGUGGCACGCUGAUGCUUCCGCCUUCUCCUACAUCAAAGUCAUCCAUGGUUUGUCGGUGGUGAAGAAACAAGUGAGCGGCCAUCAGGGCAGCAGUGUGCAGGUGGAGUGUCUCUACAGUCAGAGGUUCAGAGAAAGCCAGAAGAGAUGGUGUCGUUGCGGCAACUGGAGCUCCUGCCGAGUGAUUGACCCGAGAGAAAGAUACCAGGAUGACUCCCUCACCAUCGUUGACAAUGGCAACGAAACCCUCACCGUCACCUUGAAGAACAUCCAGAUGAACGCUGCAGGCUGGUACUGGUGUGGAGCUGGAAACCAGCUCAAAUCUGUGGAGGUGGCAGUGAGCCGUCCACCUGUGGCUGCACCAAUCACGUCCGAGAACACGGCGAGCCGCUCGGAGGGAAACCCGCCUCCCUCCAAACCUGUCACCAAGGAGUUGUGCAGCAGUCGCUUUCUGUCUGUGGAGUCGGUGAUGCUGUGCGUGUCGGUGCUGCUCCUAAUUGGCUUGGCCAUAUUCGCCACGAAGAUGUGGAAACUGCACAAGAACGAUGUGCUGCUCAGAAACAACAAGGGUGUGAGUUCAGGACUUGCGGAGUACUCGGAUGAUGCCUGCAACCUGCACAAUGCCACUGUGCUUUUUCUUAAUACUGAUUCUCCAAAAGCACAGCUGUGCUGAAGUGUAAACAAACACAGUGCUUUAAAAAAGGAACGUGAUCCUCCCUCUGUUGCACAUAACAAAGAUGAUUGCUGUUUUGUUUUUUUGCUGCUUUGCUCUCAGUAUUGUCUCUGGAUUUUUAUACUGUUGCCUUCUAUCUUUGAAAUAAAUUGGCUUUGAGACA